This is a messenger RNA of Lobosporangium transversale, 1302 nucleotides long. RefSeq lists its product as hypothetical. NCBI's taxonomy places the organism in Eukaryota, Fungi, Mortierellomycota, Mortierellomycetes, Mortierellales, Mortierellaceae. Bases 1 to 1302 code for a protein of 433 amino acids. The transcript has 3 exons. The record is from RefSeq and is a predicted model, not a curated record.
AUGACUAAUAAUCUUUCAAUCUUCUGCAUCCUCGACGGACACACGGUUUCGUCUUCUUUUUCCGUGGAGGUUGCACUUGGUGCCACUGUCGAUAAGCUUAAAGAGUCCAUCAAGGCCACAAUGAGUGCCGGGCUUGAGGGUGUAGAUUCGAACACUCUUACCCUUUGGAAGGUCUCCAUACCCGUUACCAAAGAAGACAUGAACAAGGUCAUUUCUCUGGAAGAACUGACUGACAAAGAGGUUCUACUCCCAACCACUCCACUCAGAGUUGCUUUUGAAGGACUGAAGGAAGGCGAAUUUAUCCACAUAUUCGUUCAAUGUCCACCGAAAGGACCUUCUCAACUGAUGCUCAAGAUCUAUUUUCCGGAGAAGAAACAAAAGGUUUCCUGGACCACUAAUCAUACUACUGUCCUCCUCGAGGAGCUGAAGACCAUUGUCAUUAAUAACCAUGACGGCAUUGAUAUCGGAAAUAAACACCCGCCACCGACAAAGACCUGCGUAACAUCCUCUGCACCUAUUCCGAGAGGGGACUCGGAACGCUUUCCGUCCGUGUCCCAGACCAUAUUCAUCGUUCAGGUUCCAGGAGGUCUGCGAGCUUUCAACCCAGAAAAAAUUCCUCUUGAAGAAAUUUUCCCCGAGGAAGAGUCAUCAGAUAGAAAAUUGGAGGCUCUGGCUGGGCUUUACGAACAAUUGGCUACUUAUCAAGAGACAAAGCGGCCUCGAGAGUCUGAAGCAGAGGUGUCCAUUUGGGUCGGAGCCUUCCUCAGCCAUGCUCUAAAUGUAUACAAGGGUCAAUUAAUUUUAAGGGUGGAGAAAACAUUGGAGGGUCAACGAGGACGCGGUUCCAUUGACUUCGCAUUCGAAUCUCCAGACGACGCAUUACUUCUUGGCGUUAUUGAAGUAAAGCAUGAUGAUUGGCUACAAGGGUUAGCACAAAACUUGGUCCAGUUAGAAUCGUGUGCGGUGGCGCGCUUAGCAAAAUACCCCUCUUCAAGCUCGAACAUGAAGCGAUCAAUGUGCUAUGGGAUCAUCACGACCGGCGCCCGCUGGCAUUUCGUGAAAUGUUAUCUCGAGCCUCCGUCUGAAGUACUCAAGUUCCGAUACUCCGAUGCCCUAUAUUUUACCCUCGAAAGCGCAGAUUGGAAGGAUGAAGCAAGGAAUAUCCUCAUGCAUCUCCUCAAGAUGAUCGAGGAAAUGCUAAUCAUCGACAGCGAAAACAACAGAAGAAAUCUCACGCCAUCCAUUCGUUCCAAUGAUUCUCUAGUCUCAUCCAUACAAGUCAAAAAAAAGAAAAAUUUAUAA